This is a messenger RNA of Drosophila persimilis, 1385 nucleotides long. It is a transcript of the gene sit, whose product is annotated as elongation of very long chain fatty acids protein AAEL008004. The coding region runs from base 207 to 1109 and encodes 300 amino acids. The record is from RefSeq and is a predicted model, not a curated record. Gene Ontology annotation, biological process: fatty acid elongation, monounsaturated fatty acid; sphingolipid biosynthetic process; very long-chain fatty acid biosynthetic process. Gene Ontology annotation, molecular function: fatty acid elongase activity. NCBI's taxonomy places the organism in Eukaryota, Metazoa, Arthropoda, Insecta, Diptera, Drosophilidae. Gene Ontology annotation, cellular component: endoplasmic reticulum membrane. The transcript is spliced from 4 exons.
UUCGUAGAAUCGCUCGGUAGAAGAAUGCUCAGUCGCCUAAACAAAGCUGGGAAGCUGACAAUGUUCGUAAUUGAUUUGGCAAAACUCGUUCGCUUUGGACUUUUGAGGAACGUUGCGACGCGAGCUUAGCAGAUUCUUAAAUUUCACAUCGAAGAUACAACUACUAAAUACGUUUGUAGCGCGACAAAAGCGGGAUAUUAUUAAAAAUGGCAGCCGUCAACGCAUCGCAAACCGAUUAUUGGAACUUUCUGUUCAUCGAAUUGGCAGAUCCGCGCACCAAUGACUGGUUCCUGAUCAAGUCCCCCCUGCCGCUGCUUGCCAUCCUCGGCCUUUACCUGUUCUUCGUGCUGGGAUGGGGUCCGCGCUUCAUGCGCGACCGGAAGCCCUUCAAGCUGGAGCGCACCCUCCUGGUCUACAACUUCUUCCAGGUGGCGCUCAGCGUGUGGAUGGUGUACGAGGGCGUGGUCAUCUGGCAGACAUACAGCUGGCGGUGCCAGCCCGUCGACUGGUCGCGUACCCCCAAGGCUUACAGGGAGGCGCGCGUCGUGUACGUCUACUAUCUGGCCAAGAUCACCGAGCUGCUGGACACGAUCUUCUUUGUGUUGCGCAAGAACGAUCGCCAGGUGACCUUCCUGCACGUCUACCACCACACCGUGAUGCCGAUGAUCAGCUGGGGCACCAGCAAGUACUACCCGGGCGGACACGGCACCUUCAUCGGCAUGAUCAACUCUUUCGUGCACAUCAUCAUGUAUUCGUACUACUUCCUGUCCGCCUUCGGGCCCCAGAUGCAGAAGUACCUCUGGUGGAAGAAGUACAUCACCAACCUGCAAAUGAUCCAGUUCUGCUGCGCCUUCAUCCAUCAAACCCAGCUGCUGUACACGGACUGCGGCUAUCCCCGGUGGUCUGUCUGCUUCACCCUGCCCAAUGCCGUCUUCUUCUACUUCCUCUUCAACGACUUCUACCAGAAGUCCUACAAGAAGAAGCAGGCGGCUGCCCAGGCCAAGGCCGACGCCCUGAUGGCGAACAACAAUAACGAGAGCUGUGCCAAGGAUCUGAAUAAGGUGGCAGCGAAGGACCUGGAGCUGAAGCAAAAGCAGAAGGCCUUGUAGGGUAGAUGUCAUACCAAUCCCUCCCCCUUUCAAUACUCAUACAAAGCGGGGCACACACUGAGAGCUGAUACCCCAUGAUGUUCUAUGUGCAACUUUGUUGACUAAUUUCUUAAGUAAUCCGCCGCCAAAAACACGUAAAACAAGAAAACGAGACACCAUACACUCGUCUAUUGGAACAGAUGAGGUUUUCAAGAUACAGAUACACACAAUAUCGUAUGUAAAUGUUCAAACAGUUAAAAUUGCUUUUUGCAGCCGUCGCCAUCAUCGCUCGCCUCG